CUGGUUCCUUCUGGAUAGCAGAGCUGUACGACAUGUGGCGAUUGGACUAUUCUGCCUGGGGGUGUCUGUCUAUUUGGCAGCAAUGUCCAUUUUCAUGCUCCUGAUAUUCGAGACGGAAACGGGCAUCGCCAGCGCCUGCAUACUCUCCUCUGGGAUCCUGAUCCUGCUGGUGGCGGUGAUACACUCCCUGGUCAAAGCUUCCCGAAGCGCCAAGCACUACAAAAGCGACCUAGCCGACACCCUCUAUCAAAACGACCACGGAAGCAGCAGCGUGCCCAUCUCACGGCCCUGUGAGCUAAGAGUCGGAGUGGACAAACUGCGGAUUCACCGCAGCCAGUCUCAUCAUAUGCAGCAUCCGAUCUCUUACCCAACGUGUGGCAACGUCAGGCAGAGGGAGCAUUAUCAGCAGCAGUACUCCCCCACCGAAGGCUCUCAGAGCCACUCUAGCGAUAAAGAUGGAUACAGCGCAGGAGAGAGCUGCCCUCGAAUGCACCGGACCUUGUCUACUGAAUCUGGCUUACUACAGGCCCAGGUGAAACCCUGGAAUGGAGUCAAUAACGAGAUGAGGAGCGUUUUAGCACGCAAAUCAGGGAUUUCAGCAAAAGACUCAACGCUUGUGUGAGCUGACAUUCUUUCCAGAGGAAUGAGGAAUUAGAGAACUGAUAUCUGACUGCAAGUUUGUGGAGCAAGUGAACCCCCACCGCUGAGGGAAAGCUCUUUGUUUCUUCAGUGUACAGAUGGCAAGUUGAUCUUGUCUGGCUGCAUUCAAAAUGGCCAAGUUUCAGGUAUACAGUCAACUUUAAACACGAUCCACCAAUCUGAAUAACACAGGUAUUGACUAGUGUUGGAUGCUGACAGUAUGAUAACCUUAACGAAAACUACCCCUGGUUUUACAGGACAGUGUGAUUUACACCACAAAUUGAAACAACAAUGUAUUACAUGAUCAAAUUGCUUUUCUAUAAAACAAAAAAGCCACUAGAUGCAACAUAAUUACAGCCAUAGAUGUUAGAAAUACCAGCAGUUCUAAAGCCGGGGUCACGACCCCAAAUGGGCUGCAAAUCAAUAAGUUUGAUUCCUGAGAUCCUCCUCAGGAAUCAAACAAAAUUCUAACAUUAUUCAGUAGUUGUCAAAUACAGAAUGUUUUUAAAAAAAUUGGGCAUAAUUUGCAAUGGUUUCCUCUUUUGCAUUUUAUAGAUGAAUAACAAGCUGAUAAUUACUCUGACAAUAUGCUCGAGUAGCCAGCCUGCAGCUUAAAUGUCAUGCUGCUCAUAGAUUGACCGCUACUUAUUGUGGCACUGUAUUCAAUUUCAAACCAUAACUGGUAGCGUUUUUUCAUGUAGAAAUUUAACUGAAGUGAUUCCAAAGAGCCGUAUUUGUCUUUCUCUGAAGUGAUGGAAAAUAUUAUGGGAAAUAUUAAUUCAGCUGAUCAGCAGUACACAGUGGAAUUUAAAUUAUAGGAACAACUUUAAAACCUUGAUGUUGUUGACCAGUCCAACAAAAUGAGCUAUAAUACACCAACUGGAUAUUGAGCUGGCACAUCUGCAAACUUUAUCAUAAUACUGUAAAUACAUAAUUUCACUUUAUAAAGUGUUUUUAUGUCGGAAUUGUGUGCGUGGAGCGAUUGCAUUUCUUGACGUGUUCAAAAAUAUUUUAUGUAGAACCUUAAAUAAACUGUAGAAAGAAA
Molecule: messenger RNA, 1684 nt
Organism: Xiphophorus maculatus (southern platyfish)
Lineage: Eukaryota; Metazoa; Chordata; Actinopteri; Cyprinodontiformes; Poeciliidae
Gene: tmem221
Product: transmembrane protein 221
Exons: 2
Coding region: 83-622 (179 amino acids)
Source: RefSeq, a predicted model, not a curated record